This is a messenger RNA of Oncorhynchus keta (chum salmon), 3415 nucleotides long. Its product is annotated as cyclic nucleotide-gated cation channel beta-3-like. The transcript has 17 exons. The record is from RefSeq and is a predicted model, not a curated record. Gene Ontology annotation, molecular function: intracellularly cAMP-activated cation channel activity; intracellularly cGMP-activated cation channel activity; cGMP binding. NCBI's taxonomy places the organism in Eukaryota, Metazoa, Chordata, Actinopteri, Salmoniformes, Salmonidae. Gene Ontology annotation, cellular component: intracellular cyclic nucleotide activated cation channel complex; photoreceptor outer segment; plasma membrane. Gene Ontology annotation, biological process: monoatomic cation transmembrane transport. Bases 1 to 2097 code for a protein of 698 amino acids.
AUGGUCUUAAAUCCUGCCCCAGCUCCAGCCCCUGCCCCAGCCCCUGCCCCAGCCCCUGCCCCGGCCGCUGCCCCAGCCCCUGCCCCGGCCGCUGCCCCAGCACCUGCACCUGCAGAAGGGGACAAACCCGCUGAUGGGGCUGAAGGUGAAGAGCAGCCCCCUCCUCCACCUCCGCCGGUUGUGUACAGCAGGUAUGCAGAUGAGACACUCCGGGAAGUUGUCAAACGGCUAAGAGACCGGACAAAUACCUACAAAGAGAUUGCCAUUGACCCCUAUGCUACCACACCUGAAAUUAGCCCCCCUAUCACCCCGGUCUUGAGGAAACCAGACUACCUGAGGAAGAAGGAGGCAGAGAGGAUAAAAGCAGAGGACGAUGCAAUAAAAAAAGCAGAAGCAGACGCGAUAAAGGCAGUAGAGAUGGCAAAGAAAAAGGAGGAGAAAGCGAAGGCAGAUGCGGAGAAGAAGGAGGCAGAGUGGCUGAAGAAACAGGAGGAGGAGCAGGCAGCUAGAGAUGCAUCCAUUUGUCCCACGAUCAGCUUUUCCUUCAUUGACACUAUGCUCCAACCAGUUGAAGACGCCAUGGACUCAGUGCUUGGUAACACCAUAGAUCCAUUCACAGAUCGCAAGUAUAUUACUUGGAUAACACUUGUAAGUUUGGCAUUCAACUACAACGCUUGGUUUACACCGGUUCGUUUGGUCUUUCCCUUCCACACUCCAGUGUCCGUUCCUUUCUGGAUAUUUGCUGACAUUCUUGCAGACAGUGUCAAUGUCAUAGAUAUCGUCCUCUGGCAACCCCGACUGCAGUUUGUGAAAGGAGGAGACAUUAUUAAAGACCGGACUGUGACGAAGCUACAUUAUCGAGAGAUUUCGAGGUUUAACUUGGAUAUGAUCAGCAUCAUCCCAUUCGAACUGCUCGGUAUCCCGUUUGGAUUCUCUGCUUUAUACAGACUCAACCGUUUACUGAGGAUAGACAUGUUUUUCGAGUUCAGCGAUCGGCUUGAGAGUAUCAUGGCCAAGGCUUACAUCUGGAGAGUUGGUCGCACUACUGGCUACUUGCUGUACAUGCUCCAUCUCAAUGCCUGUUUCUACUAUGUGGCGUCAGUGUACCUUGGCAUCGGCACCUCCAAAUGGGUCUACGAUGGAGAUGGAACCGCGUACCUGCGUUGUUAUUACUUCGCUGUUCGUAGUCUGAUCAACAUUGGGGGUCUUCCUGAGCCUGGCACUGUGUUUGAGAUCUGUUUCCAGAUGACCAACUUCUUUACUGGUGUCUUUGUGUUCUCCAGUUUGAUUGGACAGAUGAGAGAUGUCAUCGGGGCUGCCACGCAGGGCCAGACAUAUUUCCGGGCCUCCAUGGACGGCUGUGUGGAAUACAUGAACACUUUCACCAUCCCCGACUUGGUGCAGAACAGAGUACGCACCUGGUACAACUACACCUGGGACGCCCAGGGAAUGCUGGACGAGUCUGUACUGCUGGAGCAGAUGCCUCUUGUAAUGAGAACAGCCAUUGGUGUGGAUGUAAACUUUGCCACCUUUGAUAAAAUUGCUCUUUUUCAGGGCUGUGAUAAGCAGAUGUUGGUAGACAUGUUGCUGAGGCUCAAAUCUAUUAUAUAUCUACCUGGGGACUUUGUGGUGAAGAAGGGUGACAUUGGUAAAGAGAUGUACAUCAUAAAGGGUGGAGAGGUGCAGGUGGUUGGUGGACCAGAUAACUCCAUUGUGUUUGUGACGCUGAAGGCCGGCUGUGUGUUUGGAGAAAUCAGUCUGCUACAGUCUGCCAAAGAUGGCGGGAACAGAAGGACUGCUAACGUAAAAGCUCAUGGCUUUGUAAACCUUUUUGUCCUGGAUAAGAAAGACCUGGUUGACAUCUUGGUCCACUACCCAAAUUCACAGAGAGUGCUGGCCAAGAAAGGAAGGAAACUGAUGAAGGCGAAGGGUCCGGCUGGUGCUAAGGGUGAGGUUGACAAGACGAAAGGAAUAGCGCUGUUUGGACCCAAACCCCCCACUCCUAAAAUGGCGCGCAUCUUUGGAGGCUUUGGCAAAGGAGGCUUCUUGGAGAAACUCAAGGCUGCACAAGCAAAGGAGCAGCAGCAGGGGAAGUAAAAGAGUGGAGGGUGAGACAUCUGAUCCUUUACUUGGAUCUGCCAUCUUUGUUUAUAUUCCUCUACUGCACUGGAGUGUAUUCAUUAGUACACACCGCAGCAAAACAUUUAGCAAUGUCUUAGAAAUAUUUUUGUUUUGAUUGAUCCCAGAACCAAAUAUUGCGUGCGUUGUUGACAAUUUAUUAUGCUUGGAUUAGUCAGUGAGUUCUGAUCUCUGUGCUUUUAGCAUUAUGAUGGAGAAUACCAGCAUGUUAAACUUUGUACACUGUAAAUAGUACUUUUCAUAAAACUAUUAAAAUGUUUACUACAACUACAGUGUCUUAUCUUAUUCAUUUCAGUUAACAUCAGAUAUUUUUUUCAGCUGAUCUGACUGGUCAAAAGACCAAUUAAUGAAAUUAAGAAUUGAGCUGCCUGUGUAAACGCAACCUUAGAAUCCUAUGGAAUCAAUGUAACAUUAAAAAAACAAGUUGAAGAAGCAAACUUUUUUUCCCACCUAAGAAAGAUGAGACACACAUUGUGGUAGAUAAACAACGUUUACUUGUGAUCAUCAUACAAUAUUAGAAAUAUGCUCGAUUCCUUAGGGGGAAAAACAGCUAUAAAUGGCACAAGGCACACGUAAGGCCAGAGAGGGUGUGGUAUAAGGCUACGGGCUGCUCUUAUGCACGACGCAACUAAUUAGAACAGUAAAAAGUACAUUUUUUGUCAUACCCAUGGUAUUCGGUCUGAUAUACCACUGCUUUAAGCUAAUCAGCAUUCAGGGCUCGAACCACCCAGGAUAUAAUAUAAUAUAGGACAUUGACAUAACUUGGAAGAGCAGAAAGAACCAUUUGAUUGUGUUACUUACUAUACUGUAGUAGUAUCUAUAAUAUAAGGCCCUCAAUUUAUAGGAACCCAUAAACAAAUUAUGAAUUACAAAAUAACUAAUACAGUUGAAAUUCCAGUUUAAACCUGAUCAAUUAUCAGUGGGGAAGGAGAAGUUAAAGUAAAUUGUUUAUCAAUAUUAACACAAAAUGUAUGCUGAAGCUGACAUUUACAUAAUGAAUAUGGUCAUAAUUGAAUUAAAUUAUUUAUGCUCAAAUGGAAUAGGAACUCUGCAAGCUAGUCCAUAAAGUGUCUCUGCAAGCAUAAUUGGCACAAGAGGAAGAAAAAUGAGCGCUCUAUAGCGACUCAAUACACAAACAUCAAGAAAUCAGCAUUAUUCUGGAGUGGAACGAUUAAUACACUAUGAAUGUCAUUCACUCAAAAGCUGCAUUCACAACACAAUAUCCAAUUUGCUAAACUGUCAGUUUAAAAACCAUCACUUAAAAAGAAGCAUGAAU